AUGUCAAACGCUAAUGACAGUCUAUCAAUUACGUGGGUGCUGCAUCUACUCAAUUGGGUGACGUUCCCGUUGCUAAGUGGGGUGAAGAACGGUCGGGACUUCGCGAUAGCUACUACGAGGUUGAUCUAUCAGUUGUCCUUGAAACCUGUUUUCAAACUAUGCCAUGCGUUUUUCUGGUCCCCAGCUACCAUUUUGCUACGGAGCAUGACAAAGUUAGCUCUGCUGCCGACAAAUGUCCCGCUCAUGUUCUUCUACAACACAACACUGGGCGAAAUAAGCAAAGUUAAUGUGCAUUUGACGUACAUCACCGUUAUUCUUUGCAUACAAUACUUGAUCACAAUGAUGUUUAUCGGAAUUCUGUUUGGUGUCUGGUGUGGUGUUGUUUUGGGUGUACUGCAUAGAUUGGUACGUAUUCCGGACAAACGCGUGGAUCUUUUUGGAGGUCUAACACAUUGGCUGUUUCCUCACACGGCACAUGAGGCAGAUCGUACCAAGGUGACACCUGUAUCGUGGCAACACGGCCAGGGGUUCACCCCUUCCCCGAAUAUCAGUCCUGAAACUCGAGUCAAUCAAUCUCAUCGAAGAGUUUCACGGUCUUCUCGGGGCAGCGUAUCAAACCUAGCCUCCAAACUUCCACGCGAUUUCUUUCAAAUGAAGGCGCCAAAAACGCCUCUUAGAUCGGGGAACUUCAAAUUCGAUUCGUCGAGGCUCUCACCAAUGAGCAACGAUCUCGACGACGCAACGGCCUCUAUGUCUUCGAAUAUGUGGGAUACUACAGAAGAGCUACCAGAGACACUAAGAACGGAGUUUACUGCUCGAGGGGCAACGUUCCCGCGUCCUUCUUAUGCUUCUGGUUUGGAACAGCCAAAUUAUACUCAUCUAAAGCCACUUGAUCGUAAAGAGCACCGAACAAAUGUAUGA
This is a messenger RNA of Lachancea meyersii CBS 8951, 921 nucleotides long. Lineage: Eukaryota; Fungi; Ascomycota; Saccharomycetes; Saccharomycetales; Saccharomycetaceae. The record is from the annotation of a GenBank genome assembly.